Molecule: messenger RNA, 2604 nt
Organism: Lachancea lanzarotensis
Lineage: Eukaryota; Fungi; Ascomycota; Saccharomycetes; Saccharomycetales; Saccharomycetaceae
Product: LALA0S06e02432g1_1
Exons: 1
Coding region: 1-2604 (867 amino acids)
Biological process (GO): macroautophagy
Cellular component (GO): fungal-type vacuole membrane
Source: RefSeq, a predicted model, not a curated record
AUGAUAAGUCGCACUUUGAUAUGCUGUGCAUUUUUACUACUAAGAAAUUGCUGUGCUUCAAACACUAAUGCAAAACCUGAUCCCAGAGAUCAGGACGACUUUCCCUUCACCACUGUGGUUGACAUACUCUGGCAAAACGUAGAGUUUUCUACCUUUCUCAGAAAAAUUCAGAAGAAAGGGGACAUAGAUUACCUAAAUGAACUAGACAACUUCACCAUCAUGGUGCCGCUCAACUCGGCUUUCUCGAGUGGUGGUGAGACUUUGCAUACAGAUGAUUAUCUUCUGCACGACUAUGUAUUGCAUGUUCCAUCUUUGCAAACUGGGACGCAUGUACUGGUUACAAAUGAUAGCGUUCCACAUCUACUGGAGCUGGGGAAUGAUGGUGCCCUUUUCUUCAAUCGAAAACCUGCUUUCCAAGAGGAAAAUCAGCCGAACAUGCAAAAUGCUACAAUCUACAGCUUGAACUCUCUUCUACCGAAAGAGCAGUACUUUGGUGAUAUGGUCAGAGGCAUUUCUCAAAUCUCGCACUUCUCGCAGAUAAUAGAGAGCUUGCGAGAUUCAGAACUUGCGUCACUGUUUGACCAUAGGACUGUGUUGAUUCCAAAUAAUGCAGCAUUGCAACGAGAAUUUAACCCUGUGGAACUUGCAUAUUUAAUGAGUGGUGAUGAUAUUGUGGAUGAAGCACUUGGUUCUGGAAAUAUGAAAGAUGAAUACUUAGCGGACCGUCAGUACCUGCUAAAAAAGCUUUUGCUUGACGGGGUCUUCGGUGGCCUGAUGGAACAAAUAAAGGUUCGCAAUUUGGAAGGUGAAUUGCUUCUAUUAACAACACAAUCAGAUGGGUCUGAAAUAGCGGUUAACGACUCCGUGGCAACGGUUAGUAACUCAAUCUACAAGCCCGGUGUUGCGCACAUCUUUUCGGACCUGGAUUUCCUAUCUCAUGGUUUUCAUUUCACAGCGGAGAAGUACCUUAUAGGGCUAGGUGCUACUCACUUUGUUGAAGAAGUACACAUGAGAAAGCUUUCCCAUCUGAUAAAUGGACAGUUUGAUGAGCCAUUGGCCAUUUUCGUCCCCAUUGAAACAAGUUUCGAAACCCCUGGGUACUCAAAAAGUAGCCUGCUUUAUCACUUUGUGAAUACCGAAGUGAAUCUAACUGAGGAGGAAUAUAGUGUUACCUCCUCUAAGCUCUACGACUCAAUGUUCUGCUCGUCGAACAAACGUUUAGGUGGAAAAUGCCAACGGCUCGAAAUCGAAAUCAACAAUCAGAGCAGUAAUAUUGUGUUUACCGUCAACCAAAAGUACCGCGUGAAAAACAGCUCACCAUUCAAGAUUGGGAAUACCGCGAUUUACUUGUUGGAGCAAGAUAUCGUCCUCCCUGGUGAUUUUGCAACUGCUAUAAAUCCAUUUUGUGGCUGUUCAAAAUCUUUGGAGUUUUUGCAGGAGCUGAACCUCUUAGAUCUUCGGCCGAAUAACAGAGGUUAUACCGCUUUUCUUCCUUGCUUUAAAUCCUGGAAUAUGUUGGAAUUGAAUUUAGAGUAUCUGGAACAUAACGUUACUGCUUUGAAUUUGAUCAUGAAGAACUAUAUUUUGAAUGAUCUAAUAUACACCGACUCCCAGCCCCUUCUGUAUGAAACAUCGAAUCUCUACGACGAACUUGUUUCGGUGGAAUUCAAAUCUAGUGAACAAGACAGCGGCAUCGUGGAAUUAAACCUUAGUACUUUCAAUGAACCUAUCAAGCUAAGGAAAAGUCGUGACAACUUUUUUGACCAGGGCGUCAUCCAUCUCACAAAUGACAUUUACUACCCCAAAGACUUGAGCAUCAGUCUAAAGAACCUCAUGGAGACCACUGGUUCGUUUGACUUCAUGACAUAUUUGGAAAGUUUUGAGAGUCUCAAAGGGAUUUUUGAAAACAGCGGUGAAUUUUCGAUAUUGGUACCGACAGCCCUUUCCAUGCUACUUGAGGAUUUCGAUUUGAACUCGACUGAAUUGGAAAAUUUCUUAAAAUUGCACGUCAUUUUCUCUAAUACUACAGAUGCUCUUCUCGCUUGCAAGGGAAGUAUCAAAACUUUGUAUGGGAAAGACCUGAACUGCAGAGCAAGUUCGUCUAAUAUACACCUUCUGCACUUGGCAGGCGGCGCGGACAAAGAAGUACGAAUACUCAAAAAGGGUUGCUCGUCAUUCAGCGGUCAAUCAUGCGUGUUCGUCAUCGAUAGACCCAUUUCACUCGCGUGGAUUGAUAAAGAGCGGUACAAACUUAAACUUCCAGGAACGGCAUUUGCAAUGGGCGCCGUAAUCGGAAUUCUGUUUGUUUUGAGUUUGCUAGGUUGUGCUCUUGUUAUAUUCGGACACAAACAGGCCAAUACCAAUGACGGGGUCGAAAAUGGAACGGUAGCGGAGGACGGGCUUCUCCCAUCACAAAAGCACAAGCAGCGGAACGGAUAUUCAUCAACUAAUCGGGGCGGUUUCUUUGGCCAUCAUGCUGACCGUUGUAACAAGACAGCUUCUGCAACCGAGCCAUCAUCGUUUGCGAACCGAUAUUCUGCGAAUGCGUCCCGUGAACCCGUUACGAUCGAUCCCAACACCAACGCACAAAGGCCCUUCGGCUGA